AUGAAAUUAGAAAGAGUAAUCACAUUCGUCUUUUUUGCUUUGAUUGCAUACGAUAUUUUUAGAGCUCAACCAAAGCCUUAAUCACAGGCUCAAGAAUAAUAAUAAGAUAACUAAUCUGAAUAAGGAUAAACAAAUUAAGACAAGGAUUAUUAAAAAGAAAGAACAUUUUAAGAAGAUAUUGAUUUAGAGAAUGCUGAAUACAUUGAAUCAACACUACCAAUAAAUGUAGAAAUAUUUUAUUGUAAUCGUACUGGAUUACAUACACAAUAUUUGGAAUUGGAAAGAAAUAUCUAUCUCACAUUCCCAAAAAAUAAAAAUUUAAUUGUAAACCCGGGAGAAUAUCCAGUGCCAGAAAUGAAUUCACAGUUAUCAAAGUUUGUUAAUUAUGGUCAAUAUGGUUUGAUGGCAGCUAUGUUUUUCCAUAAAUAAUUAUUUGCUAUGCUAUCCAUGCCUGUGCCUGGAAUUGUUGAGAAGAUAGUGGAAAAGAAGAUAUUCGUGUUGAUAGGAGCUAUUUUCCUGGUGCAAUAAUUGCAAAACUCAUUGCUCACAACAGGUAAAAUGAUGGUGUAUGUGGAUUCAAAAUUAAUUUUGGAUUAAGCAGCCCCAAUCUAAGCAGAUAAAGUGUUUUAAUUAAUAAAAACUGAGUUAUUAUAAUUAUAAUGAAACCAAUAUUUCGUGGA
Messenger RNA from Paramecium tetraurelia, 680 nucleotides. RefSeq lists its product as uncharacterized. Gene Ontology annotation, cellular component: endoplasmic reticulum membrane. The transcript has 2 exons. NCBI's taxonomy places the organism in Eukaryota, Ciliophora, Oligohymenophorea, Peniculida, Parameciidae. The record is from RefSeq and is a predicted model, not a curated record. Gene Ontology annotation, molecular function: thioredoxin-disulfide reductase (NADPH) activity. Gene Ontology annotation, biological process: cell redox homeostasis.